This is a messenger RNA of Protopolystoma xenopodis, 822 nucleotides long. The record is from the annotation of a GenBank genome assembly. NCBI's taxonomy places the organism in Eukaryota, Metazoa, Platyhelminthes, Monogenea, Polystomatidea, Polystomatidae.
AUGCCCAGUUAUCCAAGUGGUUCCUUGAUGUUCGCUGCAAAUCUGAUGGAGAAAGAAGAGGCUCGCGACCUGGCGGUUGCUCAGCUUGUUUCGUUAGGCUAUCCUGCUAACCUCGCCUCCGCUAGUCUAAAGAUCACCAAAGGUGACAUGCGGGCAGCUCUUGAUCGCCUCGUCAGUAGACAAGCCAACCAAGCUAUACAGAUAAAAGAGGAGUCUUGCUAUUCUUCCUCCCCAUCAAAUUCUUCCUCAAUGAUGGAUAGAAGAGGCAGACGAGAGCGAGGCAGAGGUGGGCUGACCCGCAGAAGGAACUAUGAUCCAGAUUUGGAAGACGAUCCCAGAUUUGAUCCUGUAUGUACAGUACAGAGAAACAUGCCUGAAGUUGCCGCUUCUCGUGCAGCUGGUAUUGUUCGUUCUAAUAGCGCCGAAAGAAUAAACUUGGCAGAAGCUUUCCAGGCUGCCAAAGCUCAUGCAAAUAUUGGCCAGCAAUGUGACACAAACGCCACCACUCACUCUAGCUCCUCUGUCACCUAUAGACAAUCAGCUAGAAUUCGCCUUCCGCUUGGUUGUCCGAUCAUGGCUCCUGACAUUGGUGGUGUUUAUCGAGAGGCCAAAUUUGGUGGACUUUUACCCUUUUCUGUAGAUGGAGAGAGAGCUGUCGUGCUAACUUACGUUGCUGAUUCUCAUUCCAUGAGCCAGACGAAUGACUUAGCUGUUUCUGAUCUCGAAGAAGUGAUUGCUGUUGACCUGCUUCGAGGACUGAAUAUGGAGAAGGUAGAAUUAGGCUUGCGAAUAUACGUGCUAUUGCUUUCAUUAGUCUUAUAA